Molecule: messenger RNA, 1924 nt
Organism: Brachypodium distachyon (stiff brome)
Lineage: Eukaryota; Viridiplantae; Streptophyta; Magnoliopsida; Poales; Poaceae
Product: sphingosine kinase 1
Exons: 10
Coding region: 99-1649 (516 amino acids)
Biological process (GO): sphingosine biosynthetic process
Cellular component (GO): intracellular membrane-bounded organelle; cytoplasm; membrane
Molecular function (GO): kinase activity
Source: RefSeq, a predicted model, not a curated record
UCUCCCCAAAGCUCCCAGACCUUCGCUCCCUCCCAACCACAUCGAUACUUCCCAGCUAAAAGCUCCUCAAUCUCGUCUUGUUUCGGCCCCGACUGUCCAUGGCCGACCCCCAAGCCGGAGCGAGAGCUCCGCCGGAGCCGCAGGCGGACGCCCUGGUGGAGUCCGUGCGUGUCGACGGCGCCGCGGCGGAGGCCACGCUCUCCGAUGCCGAGCUGGCGUGGCGCCCGUCAGGCCGCGUCCGCGACGGCGCGGGGAGGCGGAAGUUGGAGCUGGAGUCGGACGUGCUCGGGUUCCGGGUGGAUGGGAGGGCUCUCAAAGUCGCGACCUUUGCGAGGUGGGACGAGGCGGGCGUAGGGAGGCCGCCGUCGCCGCUGGGCUGCGGCGGCGCAGGUGGAGGGGACAGGAGGAGAGGAGAGGUCGUGGUGGAGAUGGAGAGCGAGGAGGCCGCCGAGAGGUGGGGGGACGCCAUGAGAGAUCGCUUCGUCUCGCUUGGUCGGCCGAAGAGAUUGUUCAUCAUAGUGAACCCUUUUGGUGGGAAGAGAAGUGGGCGGAGGAUUUUUCAAACCGAAGUGCUACCUCUUAUUGAAGCUAGUGGCAUCCAAUACACCAUGCAAGAAACCAAGCAUCGUCUUCAUGCUCAAGAAAUUGCUGGUUCACUAGAUCUGAUGAAAUAUGAUGGGAUUAUUUGUGUCAGUGGUGAUGGUAUCCUUGUGGAGGUUGUUAAUGGUCUGCUGCAAAGAGAAGACUGGAGCACAGCAAUAAAAGUACCACUAGGGAUCAUCCCUGCAGGUACUGGAAAUGGAAUGGUACAAGCUCUAUUGCACUCUGCUGGUGAACCUUUCUCCAUGUCUAAUGCUGUGUUUGCAAUCAUCAGAGGUCACAAACGUGCCCUAGAUGUCACCUCUGUCGUGCAGGGCAAGACAAAGUUUUUUAGUGUCAUGAUGCUUACAUGGGGUUUGGUAGCUGAUAUUGAUAUUGAGUCAGAGAAGUUUAGGUGGAUGGGAAGCGCUCGCAUUGAAGUCUAUUCCCUUGUACGUGUGGUGAGCUUGCGACGGUACAAUGGGCGUAUUCUUUUCAUUCCAGCUCCGGGAUAUGAAGGAUUUGGUGAUCCCGUGGAGCAAACUACCAGUUGUAAAUCUAAUGGGGCUAGCAAUAGUGUUGAAGGAGACAGAUCAAGUGUCUCUAAUGAUGAAACAUGUACCUAUCCUGGCCCUUCAGUUGAUGAAGCUGAUGUUAAAUGGAGAUCACUGAAUGGUCCAUUUGUUAACGUCUGGAUUAGCAAUAUUGCUUUUGCUUGUGAAGGUGUCAUGAUAGCACCACAAGCAAAGUUUGCGGAUGGCUUCUUGGAUGCAGCUAUAGUGAAGGACUGCCCAAGGUCCGUUGCUCUCGGGCUCUUGCUUCGGAUGAAGGACGGAAGCUACGUUGAGUCGCCCUACGUACAGUACUUCAAGGUAAAGGCUCUCCGGAUUGAGCCGGGACUGCGUGUGGGCAACAGUAACCUAGGUGGCAUCAUCGACUCUGAUGGAGAGGUUCUCGCUAGAGGCGACGUAUCCAAAGCCGGAGGCGAGCCAGAGCAUCUAAUGGCAUAUGGCCCCCCUAUCCAGCUGACCGUGGAUCAGGGGCUGGCCACCAUAUUCUCCCCAAGAUGAUGAUUUUUUAAUUCCUUAACUCUUUCCCUGUCCUUGCACCCCCCUCACAUACAUGUUAGCAUAUGUUGUAUGUAAAUACUCACACCACAAUGCAAGAGGCGAUGUUUCAACAUUUCUGCUAAACUACUCAUAGCUUUAGAACUAGGUCUGAAAGUACAGCAGUGUGAGAACUGUACGAGAUUUUUUUUCCUCAACCAUGCAGGAGGACUGCAUGUGUUGUAUUAGAAGAGAAAUUGCAAAGAACAUACGGUACGGGAGAUCACUCCUUGCAAACC